CGCCAUGUUGGUUCAUUUCUGGGAGAUUAAGCAGAUUUUCUUUCUUUUUUUCAAUACCACAGUAUCGUGUUACAGCCAAGUUCGAGACCGAAGCAAGAACUUUCCAAUUUAAUUGUGCAUCGUGUGACCACUGACUAGCAUCACCAUGGUCUUAUUUUUUUCCAUAAUCCAAUUUUCAUUUUUUGCUUUGUCCGAGGCUUUGUUUAUAUUCGAUGUGUUUCCUUAUUCCUGACACCUAACCGAAAAGUAAAUAAUUUGAGAACUCAAGUUAUUGCUACACAAUCAGUGGUAAGAAUUGCGACUUCCUUUCUCUGUGGGGACUGUGGUGGCCACAAUUUCAGCAUGGUUUCAGUUUUCAGACUUAAAUGCAGGAGCAGCAGACGAAAACUCUUAAAGUUGAAGUGCGAACUGCGAAAAAUGCCUGGGAACAAGGCACGACCGAUUGUGUAUUUACACCCUUUGACCGCGCACAGAACAAGAAGAAUACCUGUUUAUUAAUAGGUUCACCAAGAAUAGUUAUUCUUGGUCGGUGCCUUCAUCAGCAUGAAGUUAUAUUCCACAAAAAGCCUCUGAUUUAUGCAGAAAAUUCAAUAAAAGGAAAAUCCUGGAAGCAGUCAAACAGGCUGCUAAUUACCAAUAUGGGUCCUGAUGUCAUAGACAGGACUGUAUAAUUAUAUUUUCAUUCAUUUAAAAUAGAAACACACGACUUGUGUUGAAUACUGAAAGCAAGGGGGCUGAAUUUCGUAGUCGAUUAACCUAAAAUGAUUGUGGGUAACUUAAUAAUUUUAAUCGGGGUUAUCGAUACGAUUUCGGUGAAGUGAACCCAUCAUUUAUGCAGAAGCGGAUACGUAUUCGAUUUCUUGGAUAGCCCAUGAAGUUUGGCUAGACACUCGUACCGUCCUUUUUAUUCUGUUGGAUUUCAAGUGGCAACAUUUUUAUUCCAUACCCACAAGCCAUUAAAAAUGUAAGUAACGACGUUUACAGAUUUGAAAGCGAGCUGGCACAGUACUACGGUGGGCGAGCAACCCAUGUGAAGCUAAAAAAAAGGAAAAAGUCCGUAAUGAAAGUUGUUUCAGCAUAAUUUUCCGACAAACUCUGAUCCUUUUGAAAUCAUGCGCGUGGAAUACAGAUUGGUAGAACUGAUGACAUAAAACAAGGGCCUACUAUUUUCUGUCGUUAAAUCAGGUAUUGGACACAUUAUUGCUAGUUGUCUUUGUGAUCGAUGCGUUGAAAUGAACAUGCAAAAUGAGGUGAUCAAGGUAUGCGUAACUAUUGUCUUUCGAUAACUAGAAUAAUUUUAAUCAUGGCAUAUAUGCCAAGUCAACAUUAAGUACUGAUUAAUGAACUGCAAACUUCUAUAGUUCUAUUGUUCUAUAGGAUUUCGGUGUUGCAACUUGUCGGUCUGGCAACUUCCUGAGCACCAGACGAUUACCAAUUCAAAGUUCUGACAACCAAAACAGAAAGACAAGUUUAAAAACAAACAGGCUGGUAAACUUAUACACGGCAUCGUGUUGUGUGAAUCUUGGAAAGUGACACUCAAACAAUGGCCAAUAUUCUUUCUUUUUCCGAUGAAGUUCUGUGCUGUAUAUUUGCGUCAAUUACGAACUUGCGCGACUUGCAUAACAUAAUGCUAACAUGUCAUCGAUUCCUAACAAUUAUUAAAAACUAUAACCAUUUAUGGGGGUUGGAAGUAAAAGUGAAGGAUAUGCUAUUAAGUCUAUCAUCUAGGUGUUUCCCAGUAGGUGAGCCAUCUAUCACAGAAGUACAAAUUUUCAAUUGUGAUAAAUAUCCAACACUCAGCGGAAUUGAAAAUGUGUUACAAAAUCAUAUAUUCGGUGAUAGAUUGAAAGAAAAUAUGACCUCCAGAUUCUAUGCCCGUAAGGUUCUGAAAUGUUUAAGGUACCAGAGGAUAGAAAAGAAGCUGCAAGAGCUGAUGGACUUACCUGAGUCCAAGACAUCCAUCUUGGAGGGUGCUGUUCUGAUUUGUCAGUGGGCACAAGCAGAAGAAGCAAAUCCGAUUAGUUUAUCCAAUGUUAGGCAAAAACUAAGGGAAAUCAGCAAUCAGGUCAAAGAAAUUCUUGUGGGCAAGUAUAACAUUGCAGAUCCACCAAAUGUCACUCCAAGUACAGCCAGAAAAGUCCUUCAUUGCAUAAAUCAAGUUUUAUAUGAUGAGAUGGGAUUCAAAGUAAUGCAAUCGAAUUACACAUUAGAGAAUGUGUUCAUUGACAAGGUACUUGAAUCAAGAACAAGUUUUCCUAUAACACUUUGCAUAAUUUAUCGGGAGGUGGCUCUAAGGAUGGGAAUUUAUUGCGAGCCUGUUCUAGCUAUUACCGCUCGGCCUGAUUUUCAUUCACAUACUUUUCUUCUCAAGUGGCGUGAAUACUCCAAUUUGAUUGAUGCCCCAAAUGGUGGAGUGAUGCGACAUCAUAACCCGGCUACGUACCCAGAGAUUUCAGCUGAGAACUUUUUGCUGCGGAUGGUGGAGUACAUGCGUUACAUCAGGCUGCAAAGUAUUAGAGCUAGAAGGAGAGAAGAGGGUCACCCUAGAACGUUGUGUCGUCUUCGGAGACAGAACGAACUGAGCUUUUCUCGAUUGGCAUGUGCUGUCUCUUCCGAACAAGCCCAGAAGGCCGCUCUUUACGCCCAGCUGUGCUUGGAUCUGGACAUGCCGCUGGAAGACGCCAUUCAAGUUCUUCAGCGGGUUGAAAAUCUUCGCUGCUCUCGUCUGAUGGAAAAUUGUGUCACCAAAGCGAAAGAGCAACAGGCUAUCAUGAAGAAGAAAUAUGCCCAAUUUCGAUUGCCUUUCGUUAAAUAUGCAGUGGGCCUCGUUAUGGCAUACAAAGGCAGUUUAAACAAAUCCCCCGUAUUCUGCGUUAUCAACUCGUGGACAAAUGACGGUAAAAAUAAAACACGCUAUAACGUACUCUUUGACGGCGGUGAUUCUUCCCUUGUUCCUGAAGGAACAUUAAGUCUACUGAACACCGGAUCCAAUAUAAUUGACCACCCGAAUAUCGGGAUGUAUUUUAAGCGAUUUGACGGGCGACGCUACAUUCCCAAUAUUGAAUUGAGGACAAUGUACCCAGAGGAUGAGGCAUUUGCGUUAUCAUUAAUUCCAUAACAUCUCGAAUCAGUAUCCGCUCUCAAAAAUCGUAUUUAUUUAUUCAUUCCUUCCUGCCUGUUUUUUUCAAAUAGUCUACGAGUUGGGUGACUCCCUAAAAAUGCCAUUAAAUACUGUUGACAUCAA
Molecule: messenger RNA, 3244 nt
Organism: Daphnia magna
Lineage: Eukaryota; Metazoa; Arthropoda; Branchiopoda; Diplostraca; Daphniidae
Product: F-box only protein 21
Exons: 11
Coding region: 1544-3118 (524 amino acids)
Source: RefSeq, a predicted model, not a curated record